AUGUCUCAGAACUCAUAUCCGACGGAGACGCCUCCACCUCCGACUCCAGCUUUUCUCAAACUUACCUUCCCUGCACCACGAGUCGUCCUAAUUCGCAUGGACAGGCCAAAGGAUCUCAACGCCAUGUCCACAGCCGCCCAGUGGGAGAUGGAUUCUGUUUGGAAGUGGUUUGACGAAGAACCAAACCUCUCAGUAGCCAUCAUUACCGGAACUGGCCGAGCCUUUUCUGCCGGUGCCGAUUUGAAGGAGUGGAACAACUCAAUGUCAGACGAUGCGGACCCGAGCAAGCGGAUGGGAAAUGCCCCAGCCUUCAAGCCUCUGAGCCGGCGCCUAGGGAAGAAGCCUGUCAUUGCGGCAGUGAAUGGCCUCGCUAUGGGCGGUGGAUGUGAGUUUAUUGUCAACUGCGACCUCGUCGUCGCAGCCGACGACGCAUAUUUUGGCCUCCCAGAAGUUCGGCGUGGAAUCGCGGCCAUUGGUGGAGCACUCCCUCGAUUAAUACGGACAAUUGGCUUACAGAGGGCAUCUGAGUUCGCUCUUACUGGACGAAAUGUUUCUGCGCAAGAGAUGCUUCAGUGGGGUGUUGUCAACAAGGUGGUCCCCAAAGAGGAGGUCGUCCAGGAAGCAGUUAAAUUUGCGGAAAUGAUUGCAAAGAACAGCCCAGAUGCCAUUAUCUGCACACGAGCGGGCCUCCGUCAAGGAUGGGAGACGGCAUCAGUGGAAAGAGCCGUGGAAUGGACGCUCGAGAAGGAGUUUGCGGAGCUUCAGAAAGGAGAAAAUAUUCUAGAGGGUCUAAAGGCGUUCUCGGAGAAGAGGGAACCGAGAUGGAAAGGAAGUCGGCUGUGA
This is a messenger RNA of Ilyonectria robusta, 843 nucleotides long. Its product is annotated as carnitinyl-CoA dehydratase. The transcript has a single exon. Gene Ontology annotation, cellular component: mitochondrion. The record is from RefSeq and is a predicted model, not a curated record. Lineage: Eukaryota; Fungi; Ascomycota; Sordariomycetes; Hypocreales; Nectriaceae. Gene Ontology annotation, biological process: fatty acid beta-oxidation. Gene Ontology annotation, molecular function: enoyl-CoA hydratase activity. Bases 1 to 843 code for a protein of 280 amino acids.